AUGGCGAACCACUGCGUUUUUUCGAAUCAAAAUAACUACUCGAAGCUUGAGGAAGCACUAGAAUCGAUACUGGCUGGUGAAGAUCAAGAUGUAGAGUAUGAUGUAGUGUUAUUACCGCCAGAUCCUGCUACCGUAAGUGACGAAGAAGAGGGUAAUGAAGACGACUUAGUUUCUUCAACACUUCCAAGGGAUGUUCCAGGGACUUUGGAGGUAAUUCACCGCCAUCCUGAUUAUGACGUUUCGGACUGA
Molecule: messenger RNA, 249 nt
Organism: Parnassius apollo (apollo)
Lineage: Eukaryota; Metazoa; Arthropoda; Insecta; Lepidoptera; Papilionidae
Source: the annotation of a GenBank genome assembly